This is a messenger RNA of Candoia aspera, 996 nucleotides long. Its product is annotated as olfactory receptor 6J1-like. The record is from RefSeq and is a predicted model, not a curated record. The transcript has a single exon. NCBI's taxonomy places the organism in Eukaryota, Metazoa, Chordata, Lepidosauria, Squamata, Candoiidae. Gene Ontology annotation, biological process: G protein-coupled receptor signaling pathway. Bases 1 to 996 code for a protein of 331 amino acids. Gene Ontology annotation, molecular function: G protein-coupled receptor activity; olfactory receptor activity. Gene Ontology annotation, cellular component: membrane.
AUGGAGAACCAAAGUGUGUCUGAAUUCAUCCUCCUGGGUUUUUCCAUUGGCCAUCCAACAGAGCUCCUACUAGCCUUCCUCUUCUUAGCCAUGUACAUUGCAAGUUUGGGGGCCAACAUCAUCAUCCUUUGCAUUGUACUGGCAGAUAACCGCCUCCACACCCCAAUGUACUUCUUUCUUGGCAAUGUCUCCGUACUGGACAUCUUCUUCACCUCUGUCACCAGCCCACAAUUGCUCUGGAACCUCCUCUCUGGUGACAAGUCUAUCUCUUUUGCUGGCUGCAUAACACAGACUUAUUUCUACUUCUUCCUAGGGACAGUAGAGUACCUCCUGUUGGUCUCCAUGUCCUAUGACCGCUAUGCCGCCAUAUGCAGCCCAUUGCAAUAUCAUGCAAUCAUGAAUAGCCAGGUCUGCAUCAAGAUGGUACUGUGUUGCUGGCUGGGUGGGUUUCUCUCUGUUCUUGUUCCCAUCAUCAUGAUCAGCAGGCUGUCCUACUGCAAGUCUAAUGUCAUCAACCAUUUCUUUUGUGACAGUGGCCCCCUGCUUGAUCUGUCCUGCAGUGACACCCGUCUCAUAGAGUUGAUGGACUUUGUGCUGUCCUCUGUCAUUAUCCUCUGCUCAUUAGUCUUAACACUCAUUUCUUACAUAUGCAUCAUCUCAGCAAUAAUCCGCAUCUCCACCACUUCAGGUCAGGCAAAAGCCUUCAAUACCUGUGCUACACAUCUGACAAUCAUCUCCAUCUCCUGUGGGGUCAGCAUCUUUAUGUAUGUCACCCCAUCCCAAAAGGAGACCCUUGAAGUCCAUAAGAUCCCUGCUCUUCUCACCUCAAUUGUCUGUCCAUUUUUGAACCCUUUCCUCUUCACACUGAAAAAUGAUCUGGUGAAACAGGUAAUAAGAGACACAUUGAGGAAAAACACAAAGCUGAUUCAUCAUAAAGUUUGGGGUGUGUGGAGAAAGAAGGGCCACAAGAAGCAGGGAGACCAUACAGAAAUGUAA